GUUCACCUCACUUGUCCCGGCGUUGACUCUCCCGUGAUCUCCGCCGGAUGGCAGCUGCCACGGCCGUCUUCGCCCCGGCCAGCGCCGCAGCUCCGCCCGUUCUUCACCACCGCCGCAGCCGCUGCCACCGCAACUACUCGUGCGGCCUUGCGAUUGCACGCUCGUCGCCAUCGUCGUGUGGCGGUGUCCGCUGGCGCCAGAUAUUGCCAUCUUGCGGCUAUGGACGCGCACGCGCCCCCCUUGUUCCGGCGUCUGACCACUGGGGCAACUGGACCUUCCUCCUGAGCACCGCCGCGCUGGGUACCUGGUCGGAGAAGUGGAGCCCCGUGGGGAAGGCGCUGACCGGAGCUCUGGUGAGCGUGCUGCUGGGUCUGGCGGCCAGCAGCGCCGGCGUGGUGGCGGCGGACGCCCCGGCCUACCGCGUGGCGCUCGACUACCUGCUGCCUCUGGCCAUCCCGCUGCUGCUCUUCCGCUCCGACCUCCGCCGCCGCCCCCGCGGCGUGUUCCGCUCCACCGGCGCGCUGCUGCUGGCCUUCCUGCUCGGAUCUGUGGCGACGGCGAUGGGCACGGUAGUGGCGUUCCGGCUCGUCCCGAUGCGGUCGCUGGGGCCGGACAACUGGAACAUCGCGGCAGCCCUCAUGACCCGCCACAUCGGUGGAGUCGUCAGCUUCGCCGCCGUUUGUGAAGCUCUUGGAGUCUCUCCAUCAGCGCGGGCAGCCGGGCUAGCUGCUGGCGACGCCGUCUGCGCACUCUACUUCACAGGCCUGUUCGCAUUAGCUGCCAUGAUUCCUGCGGAAGACUCGCAGGCAACGGGAGAGGGCUCGGAACCGUUAGCCACCGCUGGCAAUACGCCACCUGCUGCGUCAAGCGCCAUGGCCGUGGCGGCGGCGUUUGCCAUGUGCAGAGCAGGAAAGCUUGCGACGAGCAUGCUGGGGCAGUUGGGCAUAGAAGGUGCAAGCCUUCCCUUCACAACAGCAACCGUGGCGGUGGCUUUGGCAACCUUCUUCCCCUCUCAGAUCGGGAAGCUUGCGCCAUCAGACGAGGCCCUGGCUGGGAUUGUGAUUCAGGUGCUCUUCGCAGCUGUGGGAGCUAACGGAAGCAUCGGCAACGCCAUCAACAAAGCGCCCAGCGUAUUCGCGUUCGCGUCCGUGCAGGUCGCGGCGCAUCUCUUGGUGACUCUCGGCGUGGGGAAGCUGCUCGGGUUCGACGGGAAGCUGCUGCUGGUGGCCUCGGCCGCGAACGUCGGCGGCCUGACCGCAGCCGGCGGAAUGGCCGCCGCGAAGGGCUGGACUUCGUUGGUGGCUCCGGGGAUCCUCGCGGGCAUCUUGGGAAUCGCCGUCACCACCUUCGUGGCAGGUGUUUUCCUCGUUACGGUUUGUCUCUACUACCUCCCGCGGUUGAUCACCAACCCCGUCGUCAUGGCCUUCGCAAUCGUAGUCGGUUUUGGUACGUUUGUCCUCGAGAACUUCGUGGCAAUCGGUGUCGGUGUGCUUGCCCUCCUCAAGUACAGGAAGUAGCAGUGAAGCAGGGUAUGCGUUGUCAUGUCUCUUUUAACCCAUCGUACAUUCACAAGACAGAAAAAAAAGGGCCUCACUGACACUGAGUUUGGCAACCAAAUUCGUGGAAAUUCUAUCCUGAUACUAUUUUGAGAUGA
Molecule: messenger RNA, 1654 nt
Organism: Panicum hallii
Lineage: Eukaryota; Viridiplantae; Streptophyta; Magnoliopsida; Poales; Poaceae
Exons: 4
Coding region: 48-1517 (489 amino acids)
Source: RefSeq, a predicted model, not a curated record